AUGAAGGAAGAAAUUGAUCUCUCAGCACUCCUGGACCUGACCCUUGGCCUUCCUGGAGCUAGGGUUAACCCUUGCCCAGAACCAGACCAACUUUCCACUGCCCUCACUUUGUGUGAUCCAACUUGGAAUUACGACACACACCAGAGAAAAGCAGAGGAAUAUUUAGACCCUGCUCCUCUCAGAUUUGCCCUUCCUAAUCCGGAACACGAGAAAAUGUCGGGUACGAAUGAUAUCAACAAGGAAUUAAAGAAGAAGAAGAGAAACCAAGCAGUGCCGGAUACGGUGAGUCUACAGCCUCGGGAUGAGGGGCCUUGGAAAAUCAGGAAGAAGCUGACAGCAAGCGACACUGGAAACUGCUCAAGGCUACUGAUGCCGAAAAAAUCGGUCAUCGACCAUGUUAUGUGUUACUUGGAUGACAAGUUUGCCAAAAGGGUCAUGAGCGGAGAGGGUAUAGGAGUUUUGGUUGUAGACUGCGACACAAACACCGGGCAUUACUUGAAUUUCAAGCUUUGGGGGUCAGCCGAGUUUUACAUUCUCAACGGAGAUUGGAGGCAAGAGUUUGUGCACAGGAGAGGCUUGAAGGAGAAGGAUAGAAUUGGGCUUUAUUGGGAUACCUCCAAAUCCAUGUUCAUGUUUUCUGUUCUUGAAAGGGCAAUCCAAUCCCAAUUCCCUGCUUGA
This is a messenger RNA of Prunus persica (peach), 678 nucleotides long. Its product is annotated as putative B3 domain-containing protein At1g78640. The transcript has a single exon. Gene Ontology annotation, molecular function: DNA binding. The record is from RefSeq and is a predicted model, not a curated record. NCBI's taxonomy places the organism in Eukaryota, Viridiplantae, Streptophyta, Magnoliopsida, Rosales, Rosaceae. Bases 1 to 678 code for a protein of 225 amino acids.